Messenger RNA from Serpula lacrymans var. lacrymans S7.9, 384 nucleotides. RefSeq lists its product as uncharacterized. The transcript is spliced from 3 exons. The coding region runs from base 1 to 384 and encodes 127 amino acids. Lineage: Eukaryota; Fungi; Basidiomycota; Agaricomycetes; Boletales; Serpulaceae. The record is from RefSeq and is a predicted model, not a curated record.
AUGGGAUGUGUGGCAAAAUAUCUAAGCCUCGCAGACAGCCUCACCACAAUUCAAGAGUGCAAAGAUCAAUAUGCUCUUACAACAGGAGAAAAGUUAUGCAAAAAAUACAGAAAAAUCACCAUUAUGCUAAGUCUCACAGAUGACACACCAAAAACCCUUCUCUUCCAGGUUCUUAUUGCUGCAAGACCUCUUUCAGCUGAACACCUUUUUCAUGAAGCAUUGCGAGGGCCAGACUAUGUGGAUGAAUCUGAACUUCCCCUGUGGGACUCGGUACCUCCUUACAAACUACCAGAUCCUUCCAAUACACCAGGAAAAGCUCAAUUCACAUCCUCUCUUGUUGAUGUGAUGCAUGGGCACCACUUUGGGCUGGAGAAGGAGGCAUAG